This is a messenger RNA of Paramecium pentaurelia, 1641 nucleotides long. The record is from the annotation of a GenBank genome assembly. NCBI's taxonomy places the organism in Eukaryota, Ciliophora, Oligohymenophorea, Peniculida, Parameciidae.
AUGAAUAAAAAUGAAAAGCAAAUUGAACAUUACCGUUAUAAUUAUAAAAAGGGGAAAAUUGGCAAAGGGUCUUAUGCUACAGUUUACUAAGGAGUCGAUACCAAAUCAAAAUAAAAUGUUGCUAUCAAACAAAUUUUUAAAGCAGAUCUUCAAAGUGCAGGUUCUAUCUUAUUUAAAUUAUUUUAGAUAAUGAGGAACAUUUAUUGAAUGAGAUUAACAUGCUUAAAAGAAUAAAAAAUCCAAAUAUAAUUGAGAUUCUUGAUGUUCUUUAAACAAAAGAUCAUUAUUAUAUAAUAUUAGAAUAUUGCAAUAUUGGAGAUUUAGACUCUCUACUUAAAUAGAAGAAUACCAUCAAAUUAGAAGAUCAUAUAACUUUUUUAUAGGAUAUUUUAAAUGCUUUUACAACAUUAAUUAGAUAAGGAAUAGCACAUAGAGAUCUGAAACCAGCAAAUAUUUUAGUUCAUUAAGAAGGAAAAAGAAAGAUCUUUAAAUUAGCUGAUUUUGGUUAUGCAAAGACAAUAUUUAAUUACAAUGCAUAAAUAUUAAAGAGUAAUUUGGGAACACCUGCAUAUAUGAGCCCUUAAUUACUUAAAGAGGAAUAAUACACAACAAAAAGUGACAUAUGGAGUUUUGGAAUAAUUUUAUAUUAAAUUAUAUUCAAUACUUGUAUAUAUAUAUUAGUUAAUUUAGUGCCUUGGGUAGGAAAAUCAGAGAAUGAUUUAGUAUAACAAAUAAUUAAUAUUCCAAUAUCAUUUCCUUAAAAUCCAUAGGUAUCACCAAUUUGUUAAGAUUUAAUUAUUAAUUGUUUAUAAGUUAAUGAAGAAAAAAGAUUAAAUUGGGAUGAUUUAUUUAGACAUCCUUAUGUAUGUAAUUAUUUUGGAAAAGUGAAUAUUUAAUAGAAUAGUAAUUUAAAAAAGAUAUUUAUAUUAACUCAAAGCCUUAGAUAAAAGAUUGGAUAAGAAGAAUAGAUGGAUAAAUUUUUAAUUAAUUUAAAUAUAAAAAAUAAUUAAUGUGAAUUAAACUCUGAAGAAUUCAGUAAGUUAAUUAAGAAAAUAAAUGAAGGUGAUGGUUUAAGCGAUAAUGAUAUUUAAUUUUUAUUUUAGGAAUGUCAAAUUAAUGGAAAAGUAAAUUAUAAAGAAUUUAAGACUUAUAUAUUUAAUUAUCAUCCUAAAAGAGUAAAAAUUGUAAGACAUUUGUCUACUUCCAAUAUUAAAAUAUUAUCAAAAUUAGAUGCAGCAUUAACAUAAUAUAAUAUAAGAGAGUUAUUUGAAUAGUUUGCUACUACAAAAUAAGAUACAUUAGAAAGACAUCAAUUUUAAAAAAUGAUUAAGAUGUUUGCAAAUACAAAUUCAUUAACAAAUUAAAAUGUAUUUAUUGUGUAUUAAUUAAAUUUAGAUAAAAGAAAUAAUUGAUUUUUUUGAUGAUAAUGGAGAUGGAAUGAUUUAAUUUUCUGAAUUUAAUAAUGUUUUGAGAUAUGUUUAAUAAAUUGAUAGAAAUUUAGAUGAUAAUAGAUUGGAUACAAUAAAAGAAUUAGAUGAAAUAUCAAUUAUUCAAGAUUGUAAUAAUUAUAUAAACAUUAAUCAAAAAUUUGAAAGAAGAUCAGAUUAAAAGAUCAGUAUAUGCGAAUGUGUUAGUUUUUGA